This is a messenger RNA of Nelumbo nucifera (sacred lotus), 1484 nucleotides long. RefSeq names its product alcohol dehydrogenase 1. The record is from RefSeq and is a predicted model, not a curated record. Gene Ontology annotation, biological process: formaldehyde catabolic process. Gene Ontology annotation, cellular component: cytosol. Gene Ontology annotation, molecular function: S-(hydroxymethyl)glutathione dehydrogenase [NAD(P)+] activity; alcohol dehydrogenase (NAD+) activity; zinc ion binding. NCBI's taxonomy places the organism in Eukaryota, Viridiplantae, Streptophyta, Magnoliopsida, Proteales, Nelumbonaceae.
UUGCUCCUCCUCGGCUCCUGAUAUAAAUACAUCUGCCAUGGAGCCCCAUCUCACACCACCACCGAUUCAAAGCGUUCGAAAAUCCAACCAAGGAAGACUCAUUCAGUUUCGUGAUACAAGAAGAAAAAUACAAGAAUGUCGAGCACUGCCGGCCAGGUUAUUCGCUGCAAAGCUGCCGUAGCAUGGGAAGCUGGGAAGCCUUUAGUGAUUGAAGAAGUGGAGGUGGCACCUCCACAGAAAAAUGAGGUUCGGGUGAAGAUCCUCUACACCUCUCUCUGCCAUACCGAUGUUUACUUCUGGGAAGCCAAGGGACAAAAUCCUCUGUUUCCUCGGAUCUAUGGCCAUGAGGCAGGAGGGAUAGUUGAGAGUGUCGGAGAGGGUGUGACGGAUCUUGCACCAGGAGAUCAUGUCCUCCCUGUUUUCACCGGGGAAUGCAAAGAAUGUGCUCACUGCCAGUCCGAGGAAAGCAACAUGUGCAGCCUACUUAGAAUCAACACUGACAGGGGUGUGAUGCUUAACGAUGGUCAGUCCAGGUUCUCCAUCAAUGGCAAGCCUAUUUACCAUUUUGUUGGCACCUCCACCUUCAGCGAAUAUACUGUUAUUCAUGUUGGUUGCCUUGCCAAGAUUAAUCCUUUGGCCCCUCUAGACAAAGUUUGCGUCCUCAGCUGUGGUAUCUCCACAGGUCUUGGUGCCACCUUGAAUGUUGCAAAACCUCCAAAGGGUUCAACAGUGGCCGUCUUUGGAUUGGGAGCUGUUGGGCUUGCUGCUGCAGAAGGGGCUAGAAUAGCUGGGGCAUCCAGAAUCAUUGGAGUUGAUUUGAACCCAAAGAGGUUUGAAGAAGCCAAGAAGUUUGGGUGUACCGAGUUUGUGAACCCAAUGGACCAUGAGAAACCAGUUCAAGAGGUGCUUGCUGAAAUGACUGAUGGAGGAGUUGACCGGAGUGUUGAAUGUACCGGAAACAUUAAUGCCAUGAUCUCAGCAUUUGAAUGUGUUCAUGAUGGUUGGGGUGUUGCUGUUCUUGUGGGUGUACCUCAUAAAGAUGCUACAUUCAAGACCCACCCCAUGAAUUUAUUGAAUGAAAGAACUCUCAAGGGUACAUUCUUUGGCAACUACAAACCGCGAUCUGAUCUUCCCUCUGUUGUAGAAAAAUACAUGAACAAGGAGCUUGAGGUGGAGAAGUUCAUCACUCAUCAAGUCCCUUUCUCGGAGAUAAACAAGGCUUUUGAUUACAUGCUGAAAGGCGAAGGUCUCCGAUGCAUCAUCCGAAUGGAUGGUUAAACUGAAUGGAUGUCUGCAUUUCAAUCAACUUCAAGUCCAAGUGAAAAACAAAACAGAUAUUGAUUAUUGGGAGUUUUCUGGUAGAUGUUUGUUACUUUCUUCAUUUUGUUCUUGUUAUCUCGAGUUUGUAUUCGAUAGUAAAUGUAAAUGUAACGUUUGGUAUUGAAUUACUGAAUAUUAAAUCUUCAGUUUUUGACUUUUUGUUC